AUGAUAUUCUUCAAUUGUUUUGGAUUAAUUCUUAUCGUUCACGCUAGAUACAUUCUCGGAAAUGUAUGUCAUGAAUGUAACGGAAUGACUUUUAACUCUAUAAUUACCGUUGAUAAUCUUCCGUCGCCAAUCGGCGAAGAAUGCGAAAUAGUGCCAUCCGAAUAUGGGUGUUCUGCACGUGUAACAUGGUUCGAUGAUGGCACCAGCGAAGUACAUUACAUUGCCGAUCCAAACUUCCCAUUGGAGAGCGUCAUAACACAAACAGAACGUAAAGUAACGACAUGGUCUGGUGAAUACAUAACAAAUAAAUAUAUUAGUUUUAACUGUCAAGCCUCGAAUAAUACCCCAUGUAAUACAGCCGAGAAUUUAAAACGUGCUCUUAUUUCAACAACGUGGUCCACUAAUGAACAAAUAGAAAAGUUCGAUACAUUAAUUGUGCCGACAACAGAUUUUUAUGGUAGUACAUGUUUACAAUUAUUGAAUAAGAGCAAUUGUCCUAUAACGAAUCUACUUAGCUGUCAACAAUGUAUGGGUAUUAUUGAAUAUUCCAACACUAAAAGUGUGUGUGCAAUGUGUCCAUCAGGAAAAGCUCUGACGAAUUCUUACGAACAUGAAACAAUAUUUUUCCUUCAAAAUAAAACUCAAGUGGAUAAGAUAACAUUAGCAUGUCGAAGACGUGGCGCUUGCAAUUCAAUAGAAAAUAUUGAUCGAAUUAAAAAUGAAUUAGAUAUUAAAUUUGAUUUCGAAAAAUUCUAUCGAUCAACAGCUUCGAUCACAAAAUCGCCGAUGAUGAUUUUAUUCCUGGUAGUUAUAGUUGGAGUUUUUUCAUGCUGCUUGUGA
Rotaria socialis is the source of this 840-nucleotide messenger RNA. Lineage: Eukaryota; Metazoa; Rotifera; Eurotatoria; Philodinida; Philodinidae. The record is from the annotation of a GenBank genome assembly.